AUGAAAAGGGGCUUCCUUGCGCUUCUGGGCGCUACCCUCGUGGCUGCUACAAAGCCGAGCCGCGGCUGGCGUGCCUCUGUCGAUACCACCGAUGUCGGGUUCGCUACAGACCAGACUGGGGACGGCCAGUUUGGUCUCUUUGUUGUUGCGCCCAUUGUCCUGACGCGUCUCUUCUCCCGGGAGAGUAGCGUCGUUGUCACAGGCACCGUCCAGCCAGUCGGCAACACCACGGACGAGGACAUUGAGUACGAGCCCCAGGUUGCUUUUACCGAAACCAUUUCCAUUCCUGGCGAUACGGCGACGCAGGAUGCAAGCUUUGACUUCACCAUUCCGACACCGUGGAUGGAUCACCUGCUGUCCCUCUCCGUCUCUGUCCCAGGCACCCAAGAUACCACCGAGACAGACGGGCUUGUCAUCACUCUCGAUUCGAAUGGUGACUAUGUCGCCAAGACGCCAGGGGAAUGGGACCACGACGAGAAUAUCCGGAUCAUUGCGGAGCUCGAAGCAGAGACAGUCCGGAUAAUACCACAGGACCCCAGCGAUCUGGGCGAGGAUCCUGAGAUUUCCGAUGAAGACGAGUAUCCAGUCAAUGGUGUACCAAAGGAAGGAGACGACUCUGGCGGGGAUCCAGGAGAUGGCUCUGGCGGAGACCCUGGAGAUGGCUCGGGGGGAGACCCAGGAGACGGUAAGACAACGAAAAUCAUCGUCACCAAGACGACAACUGUCUGCCCUACACCAACACCAAAACCGCCAUGUGACGACGACCGGCUGCAUCCACGUCAGAUCGUUUUGUCACCAGCCACUGUCAAUGCCAAGGUGACCUUCACCGGCUGGAACAAGAACGUUCAGGAUUUGCGCUUGGUGCAGGUGACAGCCUGGGGCAACGUCUACAACUCGGCGGGCGGCUUUGUGGAGCGUGUCAACGCAUUUGAGACGCUGGAUGUUCGGGGCAAUGCGCAGUUCCGCUUCGACCUCCGCGCAGGGCAGCGCAUCGUGGUCAACCGCCUGGUGGCACGCUUGGAGGGUGUCAAGUAUAUGGUGGGGACCAGGAAGACGGAGUCCGAUCCUCUCGUUCGCAAGACCGUCACCAUGACCCUCAAUGUCAACCCGUGGAACGUCAACGCUGGCGAGACCAAGUCUUAUACCAACAAGUAUCCACGCAAUGUCCAUUUUGAUGGCCUCCUGGUGGCUGAUACCUUCCAGCGUAUCAUUGACUUUACCCGCUUCAACAUUGUCGGGAGCGCCGCGAUCAACAAGGUGAAUGUCUGGUUCCCCUCGACCGACCCGGGCACCUUCUUCAGCUCUGCACCAGUCUACAUCAACAUCCCCCACGACGACGCCAGGGAUCCCGAUGUCCUCGCCCACGAGUACGGCCACUACCUCGACUUCCUCGCUCGCGAUGGGGCAGACUUCCAGGCGGGGGGAAACCACACCUCCUGCGGGUCACCCAACGACCAGACUGCCCUAAGCGAAGGGUACGCCACGGCCUUUGGCCUCCUUGCCCUCGACAAAACCCUGCUCUCCAACACCGUCUACGGGCAGUACACGGAUAAAAGACCUGAUGGUACCCUGCAGGUGAACAGGCAAUUCGAGACAUAUGCCUGCAACAGCCGGACUCUCCAGAAUGACGAAGGCCGCAUCACGGCCGCCAUAUUUGACCUUGGCGAUCGCAAGCUCGAUGCCAGCCAGGCCGCGAGUGAUGAUUCGGGUCAGAUCUGGGACACUUUCCAGGUCUCCGAUAUCAACAUCAAGUUCAAGCCCAGACUGCUCUUCUGGAGCGCUCUGAGAGACAACCCACAGACCAUGACGGAGUACUGGGGCGCCAUCCGGGCUCUGAUGACGGUUAACGCAGAGCAGAAGGCAUGGAACGUCCUCAGGUACAACUGGGCUGAGAUUCCACGUUCGCCGGCAGCUCCAUAG
Molecule: messenger RNA, 1920 nt
Organism: Emericellopsis cladophorae
Lineage: Eukaryota; Fungi; Ascomycota; Sordariomycetes; Hypocreales; Bionectriaceae
Exons: 1
Coding region: 1-1920 (639 amino acids)
Source: RefSeq, a predicted model, not a curated record